Cladocopium goreaui is the source of this 2193-nucleotide messenger RNA. The record is from the annotation of a GenBank genome assembly. Lineage: Eukaryota; Dinophyceae; Suessiales; Symbiodiniaceae.
AUGAGAAGAUUGAAGUCUUCUGAUGAGGUGAGAAAAGCUGCUGCCAAGCUCACUUCAAGGGACCUCAUGCAGCUGCAGGAGGUCAUAGACCUCAUCCAAUUUGAGCCUGAAGAAGAUGCACCAAAGAAAAGGGCACUGAAAAAGAAUGUGAGUGAUGUGAGCCUGGACUCAGAAGGUUAUCCCAGGUUCAACAGCCCAGUCCAAAAGGGGAAGGGCACAGGUCAACAAGACACCUUGGUAAAAGGAUUCCCCAUCCCCAAGCUUCCUCAGAAGGAGAAAAGGAAGCCACAAAGGGGCUACAUCACAGGCACCCAGGAGAUUGGAGGAAAGUGCAAGCUCAUUGUGGAAGUGAGCAGUAUCAGGUCAGCACAGUACAAAAAGGUCAUCAACACAAUUUAUGAGAGAUUGAAGGAUGACAACUUGAGCAAAGCAGAAGCCUUGCAACUGAGGGCUGGGAUUGGCAUGGCUGGCAUGACUGGUCAAGCCAUGGCUGGCAGGCUGGAAGAGAAGACAGACCAAAACAAAACAGGAGGUGAUGACAUGCUCAAGGAAGACAGAAAUGAAACAGAGAAAGCAGAAGCCCUUGAGAAAAGGGAAACCAAAUUGGAGGUGGAAAGCUCAGAUGAUGACCUGGACUGCAGAAGUAAAAGGGACAAUCAGAAGGGAAGAGGCUGCUGGGAUGGAUGGAGCUCCCUUGUGAGAACACCAGAGCCAACUGGAGAGAAUGGCAAGUUCUCAUUUAUGGUGGAGCAAAAAUGGGGAGUGAUCUUUGAUGACAGCUUCCUAGUCCUCCAAGAGUGCUUCAUGGGUGGUGCCAGGGUAUAUCCCAUUACAACCAAAAGGGAGCAACACCAAUGGAAUGAGAAGAACAUUCCUGCUGGCAAGCCCUAUGCCUACAGGUUCCUGUCCCAUGCUGUGGUAAUGAAGGCAGGAAUCCUCAAGCAAACAAGCAAAAAGCAAACCUUGAUGAAAGGCCCCAAAACAAAGCAGACCCUGAUGAAAGGCACCAAAACAAAGCAGACCUUGAUGAAAGGCCCAAAGGAAAAGCAGACCUUGGUGAAAGGUCAGAAGACAGUUGCAAAACCUGGCCCAAAACCGAAGAAAUCUAGUUUGACCAAAGCAAAGUUAGCCCAGCUGGGGAAGCUCUCUUUGAAGGAGAAGGUUGAAAAAAUCACAGAGGAAGCUGAGACCAAAGAAGAGGCAGCUCAGGUUCUCAAAGAAGCUAUCAGCCCAAAUGAGAGAGGUCAAAUUUGGUCCAAACACCAAAUUGCACUGAAGACUGAUCAAGAAGCGCAGAAAGAGCACAGUGAGAUGAACAAGACCCAAAAGGGUCUGGCAUCUUUGCUAUGGUUUGUUGAAAACCAAAGCAAAAAAUUUUACAAUGCAACUGCCCAAUUUGGAACCAAGCAAACCUUGAUAAAAGGCGACACAUGGAAAUCAGAAAAACAAAUGUUGGAGGAAUUUGGACUUGAAGAGUUCCAGUUGCAUGUGCAAAGUGGUCGAAUCCAGUGGCGCAAUGACCCCUACACAGAAGGGGUGUACAAUUACAAAGAUUUGAAUGAUGUCAAGGGACAAACUGAGGUCACCAGAAAAAGAAACCAUAGCAUGGGCAUUGAAGUGGAAGCCUCUGAUCUUCAUGAAGAAGGCUUCAUGAAGAAUUGGUCCAAAGGACAACACCACCUGCUGGAUGACAUUGGGCAUGGCAGCAAGGGAGCUGGGAAAAGUUCCUCCAGCAAAGGCAACAAAGGAGCUGGCAAAGGUGGCAAGGCCAGGGGCAAUGGCCAGGGAUUGCUGGCCUUGACCAAUAGUGAAGAUGAAGAAAAGGAAAAACAGGACAAGGAUGAAGAUGAAAAAACUGCUUGGAACAAGUGCUUGGUAAAAGCACAGAAAGCGAAAGAAGGGUGCAUCCUGGCCAUUGCCAACAUGGAAGAAGCUGUGGGCUCUGCCCAGAAGGCUGGCAGACUCACCAAAGCCACCAGAAAGGAUUAUGAGGCUAUGAUGAAAGAAGUGGAGGUGAAGGCGGAGAAGCUCAAGAAGCUUUUGAAAUUGAAAGGGAGCCAGUACAGCCUGGAGAAUGCCAAGGCCCUCAUCCAAGAAGCUGCCAACAAGACAAAGGAGCUGAAGGAUGAGACUAAGGAAUGCAUAGGCCUUGCCAACAAAGCUGGGUCCAAAGCAUCCACAUCCAAGAAAUGA